UUGCAGGUCCGCUGCAUGCUGAACAUCUGGGGGGUGAUGCUCUUCAUCAGAAUGUCCUGGAUUGUCGGUCAAGCUGGAAUCGGGCUGACCAUUGCGAUCAUCCUGAUGGCCACUGUGGUCACGACCAUCACUGGUCUGUCGACCUCUGCCAUAGCAACCAACGGCCUCGUACGAGGAGGGGGGGCGUACUACCUGAUCUCCAGGAGUCUCGGGCCAGAGUUUGGAGGGUCCAUCGGUCUCAUCUUCGCCUUCGCCAACGCCGUGGCUGUGGCCAUGUACGUGGUUGGCUUCGCUGAGACAGUUGUCGAGAUGCUCAAUGAUGUUGAUGCUCUGAUGACGGAUGAACUGAACGAUAUUCGUAUCGUCGGGACUCUGACCGUCAUCCUGCUGCUGGGGAUCUCUGUGGCUGGGAUGGAGUGGGAGGCAAAGGCUCAGAUCCUCCUCCUGGUCAUUCUGCUGGGAGCCAUCGCCAACUACUUCAUAGGAAGCUUCAUUCCGAUAGAAAACAAGGAGCCUAAAGGAUUCUUCGGCUACAAUGCGGCCAUCUUCAUCGAGAACCUGGGUCCAGACUUUAGAGAUGAGGAGACGUUCUUCUCUGUGUUUGCCAUCUUCUUCCCAGCAGCCACUGGGAUCCUGGCUGGAGCCAACAUCUCUGGAGACCUCACAGACCCUCAGACAGCGAUCCCUAAAGGAACCUUGCUCGCCAUCCUGGUCACAGGACUCACCUACGUGGCUGUCGCUCUCUCUGCAGGAUCCUGCAUCGUGAGAGAUGCAACUGGCGACCACAACGACACGGUGAGCGACACGGUGAACUGCACCGACGCCGCCUGCACACUGGGCUACGACUUCUCCAUCUGCAAAGAGGGCGGCUGCCAGUACGGCCUGAUGAACGACUUCCAG
Paralichthys olivaceus (Japanese flounder) is the source of this 900-nucleotide messenger RNA. NCBI's taxonomy places the organism in Eukaryota, Metazoa, Chordata, Actinopteri, Pleuronectiformes, Paralichthyidae. The record is from RefSeq and is a predicted model, not a curated record.